Messenger RNA from Humulus lupulus (European hop), 3756 nucleotides. Its product is annotated as 5'-3' exoribonuclease 3-like. The transcript is spliced from 22 exons. Gene Ontology annotation, cellular component: nucleus. NCBI's taxonomy places the organism in Eukaryota, Viridiplantae, Streptophyta, Magnoliopsida, Rosales, Cannabaceae. Bases 92 to 3457 code for a protein of 1121 amino acids. The record is from RefSeq and is a predicted model, not a curated record. Gene Ontology annotation, molecular function: zinc ion binding; 5'-3' RNA exonuclease activity; RNA binding. Gene Ontology annotation, biological process: nuclear-transcribed mRNA catabolic process.
AUGAAUACAUAUACCCUUAUGCACAUCGUGUUUUUUCUAGAAAGAGAACAAAGAAUACAGAUUUUUUCAAGGGGAGCUAUUGUUUGCAGCAAUGGGAGUUCCAGCUUUUUAUCGGUGGUUAGCGGAGAAGUUUCCGCUAGUGGUGGUCGAUGUCAUCGAAGAAGAACCAGUCAUAAUCGAGGGAGUUUCCAUUCCGGUUGACACCAGUAAGCCCAAUCCUAAUGGCCUCGAAUUCGAUAAUCUCUAUCUCGACAUGAAUGGAAUCAUUCACCCUUGUUUUCAUCCCGAAGAUAGGCCUUCCCCAACAACUUUUGAUGAGGUGUUUCAAUGCAUGUUUGACUACAUUGACAGGCUUUUUGUGAUGGUGCGUCCUCGAAAGGUUCUGUACAUGGCAAUUGAUGGUGUUGCCCCCAGGGCAAAAAUGAAUCAACAAAGAAGUAGACGUUUCAGAGCUGCAAAAGAUGCAACAGAUGCGGCAGCUGAAGAAGAACGCCUGCGUGAGGAGUUUGAGAGGGAGGGGAGAAAGCUUCCUCCUAAAUCAGAAUCACAAGUUUUUGAUUCUAAUGUUAUCACUCCUGGAACUGAAUUUAUGGCUGUAUUGUCAAUUGCAUUGCAGUACUAUGUCCAUCUAAGAUUAAACAAUGACCCUGGGUGGAAAAAUGUUAAGGUUAUUCUUUCUGAUGCAAAUGUUCCGGGUGAGGGUGAACAUAAGAUUAUGUCGUACAUUCGUCUUCAAAGAAAUCUUCCUGGGCACGAUCCAAAUACACGCCAUUGCCUGUAUGGUUUGGAUGCUGAUCUAAUUAUGCUGGGUUUGGCAACUCAUGAAAUCCAUUUUUCGAUACUGCGAGAGAUUGUUUUCACCCCUGGACAGCAAGACAAAUGCUUCAUGUGUGGUCAGAUGGGUCAUUUAGCUGCAGAUUGUGAGGGAAAGGCAAAGAGAAAGGCUGGAGAGUUUGACGAAAAAGGCGAUAAAAGCAUUGUCAAGAAACCAUAUCAGUUCCUCAAUAUUUGGACUCUUAGAGAAUAUUUGGAGUAUGAGCUGAGAAUUCCUAAUCCUCCUUUUGAGAUAGAUUUGGAGCGCAUUGUGGAUGAUUUUAUAUUUAUAUGUUUCUUUGUGGGGAAUGAUUUCUUACCACAUAUGCCCACACUCGAGAUUCGCGAGGGAGCAAUCAACCUGCUUUUGGCAGUUUACAAGAAGGAAUUUAAGGCAAUGGGUGGAUAUUUGACUGACUCAAGUCAGCCUAAUUUAGAUCGGGUGGAGCAUUUCAUUCAAGCAGUUGGAUCUUAUGAAGAUAAAAUAUUCCAGAAAAGAGCUCGAUUGCAUCAGCGACAAGCAGAUAGAAUAAAGCGUGAAAAGGGGCAACUAAGAAGAGGAGAUGAUGCACAACCUCAGGUUCAACCAGAAUCUCUUGUUCCAGUUUCUCGGUUUCAUGGUUCUCGUCUUGCUUCUGGUCCUUCACCUUCUCCAUAUCAAGAAUCAGGAUCUGGCUACAGUUCUAAGAGCAGACAGGUUAUGGAUUUAAGUGGAAAAGGAAGUUCACAGGCAGGCAAAGUUGCUCGUUCAUCUUCUGCUGCUACUGUUGGUGCCGCCAUCGUUGAAGCUGAGAACAAUCUUGAAGCAGACGAAAAUGAAAAUAAAGAAGAAUUAAAAGCAAAGCUGAAGGAGAUAAUUCGUGGGAAGUCCGAUGCUUUUAACUCUGAAAAUCCUGAAGAAGACAAGGUUAAAUUGGGGGUACCAGGUUGGAAAGAAAGAUAUUACGAAGAAAAAUUUUCUGCCAAAACUCCGGAGGAACGGGAGGCAAUACGGAAAGAUGUUGUUUUGAAAUACACGGAGGGCCUGUGUUGGGUUAUGCACUACUACUAUGAAGGGGUUAGUUCCUGGCAGUGGUUUUAUCCAUAUCACUAUGCUCCAUUUGCUUCUGAUCUUAAGGAUCUUAGUCAGCUGAGCAUAAAGUUUGAAUUGGGUUCUCCCUUCAAACCAUUUAAUCAGCUUUUGGGAGUUUUUCCAGCUGCAAGGUAUUGUAUUAAUUUUUCUUACCUUUUUUUUUCCCUUGUAAAAUUUCAGCUACUAAAUACUAGCUACACCAAUUGCAGCUCUCAUGCUCUUCCAGAGCCGUACAGGAAAUUGAUGACUGAUCCAAACUCACCUAUCAUUGAUUUUUAUCCUACUGAUUUUGAAGUUGAUAUGAAUGGGAAGAGAUUUUCCUGGCAGGGUAUUGCAAAACUGCCUUUCAUUGAUGAAGCACGACUUCUUUCCGAGGUUGAAAAAAUUGAACAUACACUGACGGCAGAGGAAGUCCGGAGAAACAGCAUCAUGUUUGACAUGCUCUUCGUUGCAUCAUCUCAUCCUCUUUCUGUGUCUAUUUACUCUCUCGACAACCGCUGUAAGCAAUUGUCAAACAGCGAAAGAGCUGAUUUUAAAGAAAAAAUUGAUCCCAAAAAUAGGGCUGCGUGCAGUGAAGGGAUGAAUGGAUAUCUAUCUCCAUGUGGUGGAGAACCCUGUCCACCUGUUUUUCGGUCUCCUGUAUCGGGCUUGGAAGAUAUCAUGGAUAACCAAGUCAUAUGUGCGAUAUACAUACUUCCUGAUCCGCAUAAGCAUAUAACUCGACCACCUGCAGGUGUUACAUUUCCAAAGAAGAUUGUUUCAUUGGGAGAUCUCAAACCUGAACCUGUGUUAUGGCAUGAAGAUUCUGGGAGAAGGGGUCCGGAUAAUGGAAGGUAUAAUAAUCAUCCUGGAACCAAUUCCGGACGACAACUAGGAGAAGCAGCUCAUCGGCUGGUUUCUAAUAGCCUACAGGCGAAGGCAGACUACAAUGGAUAUGGAAAUCAUGGUCGCUCACCAUCUUAUGCUGGGGCUCAGUACCAUACGCCGCAGCCUUCCUACAGGACUCACAGGUUCCAUGAUCGGGAACAUCCUAGAAUGCCUACUCCUAGAGAUGUUCACCCUCCUGAAGGUCAGUACCAAUCAUCAAACCGAAGUAGUCCUCACAGUGAUCAUCAUUACAAUGAUCGACGUUGGUAUAAUGACGGACACACAUCAUCUGGUAGCCGCCAUCCCCACAAUGGAUCUCAAUCCCAAUACUAUGAGAGAAAUAACCGUAUGGCUCCUCAGCAUUCCACAAAUUCUAGCCACGUACUGUACCAGUCAGGAACUCCGCCUAAUGUUGGUCCCAUGUACCCUAAUGGCCAUAUGGCACAAACUCCACCUGGAUUUGUUGGUGCCAACACAUAUCCUGGUGGUUACAACCAGUAUCAGAACUACCAAUCAGCUGGAGCGACAGGCCAUCAACAGCAAUGGACAGCCGGUGGUGGUGGUGGGUGGGUUUCACCAGCACAAGCUGGACCGAACAUUGCCAGGGGGUAUGGUCAGCCACACCAAUCAGGUAAUCCAUACUCUGCAUUGCACCAGAGAGCAAAUAAGAGACCACCUCCUGCACAUGGGUAUGGCCGCAAUUAGAGUCGUACUCUUAUUUUCAGCAUGCAGUUUCUCUGGUAGUAAUGAUUGUACAAUAGUCAUUCUUGUUUGGAUAUUAGAAUGUUGUUUAAUUCGACUCUGUCAUUCGUGUUUUCGUUGUUAGUGUAAUCUUAUAGCUAAAGUCCCAUAUUACGUGCGGAGCAGAUUAUGUAACUUUAGUGCCAGGGACUCGUUUGAUUGGUUAUUAUUUUAUUCUUCUGUUGUCUUAGCUUGCGAUACUAAUUUUGUUUUUUUUGAAUUAGAUCAUUUUUAGGUAUAUGAUGCUGUAGCCUUUUGUUAAA